Molecule: messenger RNA, 2318 nt
Organism: Aethina tumida (small hive beetle)
Lineage: Eukaryota; Metazoa; Arthropoda; Insecta; Coleoptera; Nitidulidae
Product: transcriptional repressor scratch 2
Exons: 5
Coding region: 660-1925 (421 amino acids)
Biological process (GO): regulation of transcription by RNA polymerase II
Molecular function (GO): DNA-binding transcription factor activity, RNA polymerase II-specific; RNA polymerase II cis-regulatory region sequence-specific DNA binding
Source: RefSeq, a predicted model, not a curated record
ACGAGUUGUCGAUGCGGAAUCGCUCGACACGUGUCAGCAAUCAGCAGCAGCAGCAGGAGCAGCAGCAGCAGCAGCAGCAGCAUUCUGAUGCAAUGCCGGCGUGGCGUGGCGCGGCGCGGCGCGGCGUCAACAAGUAGAGCCCUCCACCACCCAAUUCACCCCCGGUCCUCGGUCCGCGCACCCUUCGCUGCCCCAAACCCCGCCACCGCCCCUCGUCCUAUAUAGAGGCAACGCUGCGCCCCUUCGACGUCCAAACGCGCCGCACGCACGACUCCGUUUAGUUUAGUUUCGUUGUGUUCGCUCUUUCGGUGCUCUUCACCACUCUUGUCUCUUAAUCUGUCUUGUCUUGGUCUUGGUCUUGGUCUCGAUCUUGGUCUCUUUCCUUUCCCUGCUCCCGUCCGUCCUUAGUUCCCCGUGUGCGAAACAACUCAGUGAACAGUUCAGUGAAGGAAGAUCACAAAUUCAGAAGUUACACCAAAAUCAAAAAGUUGUGAUUGAUGUGUGGAGUGCGCGAGUGUGCCACUUUCGGAGCCGAGGCAACGCCGGAUGACUCUGAGUGAGGGGCAGUGGCGGAGACCGCGUCCUGACCACCCCAAGGAAAGGAACUCCGUCGUCGCAACCACCACGACGACGUCCCCAUCUCGAAGUGAGGCGCCGCGAUGCCGCGCUGCCUGAUGGCCAAAAAGUGGAAGGCGUAUCCGUGGCCGGAACGCAGUGCCGACCUGCAGGACCAAGAGGAAGAGGAGGAGAUUGACGUGGUGGGCGACGCACCGUCCGCCUGUUGGGCACCCUCCAGUCCCACUGCGGGCGCGACGGCUCCCAGUCCGCCACCCACAUCGCCGCACGGAACCACCAUCCUUUACAAUGGCUACAUCCACGAACUUCCCCCGGCAACUUACACGGGCACUUUCACUCCCAAACCGGAGACACCCUCCUACGCCACUCUGCGCACCGUCGUCGAUCCGAACCAAGACUACCUCGCCCUUCAACCGAAACCGAAGAAGACGCUUUCGGUGAUCUGCACCUCCAACGGCACCGCUCUGAGCUUGCCACCGAAAAAAAAGGACAUCUACCGUCCGUACUCUUUGGACGACAAACCGCAGCAGAGUUUCCUGCCGCCGCAGAUCAGGGAGGAGGAUUUGCACGCCGCCCACGCCAUUUUGGAUUUGAGUGCGUCGACGACGGUGUUUUUGCCGCCGCCGCCGCCGCCGCCACAGCAGCAGCCACCUCAGCAGCCCCAAGUCCAUCUGGAGGAGAGAUGCGAGCUGAGAGAGGAGCAGGGCGUUCCGACGCCGGUAAGUGACGAUGAUGUGCAACCGGCGAAAACGGUCGCUUACACCUACGAGGCCUUCUUCGUGUCGGACGGGCGGUCCAAGAAGCGUCCCGUCGACGAACCGGCACCGAAACCGACGGAAAAACCGAAAUACACGUGCAGCGAGUGCGGCAAACAGUACGCGACCUCCUCGAACCUGUCUCGCCACAAACAGACCCACAGAAGUUUGGACUCGCAGGCGGCGAAAAAGUGCAUCACCUGCGGAAAGGCGUACGUCAGCAUGCCGGCUCUGGCCAUGCACGUGCUGACCCACAAACUGGGUCACAGAUGCAGCGUUUGCGGCAAACAAUUUUCCAGGCCGUGGCUCCUUCAGGGCCAUCUACGAUCUCACACCGGGGAAAAACCGUACGGCUGCGCCCAUUGCGGCAAAGCCUUCGCGGACCGUUCGAAUCUUCGGGCACACAUGCAAACGCAUUCGGCCGAUAAGAACUUCGAAUGCACCAGAUGCCACAAGACGUUCGCCUUGAAGUCCUACUUGAACAAACAUUUGGAGUCGGCCUGUCUGAAGGAGGAGCCGCAGAACCAGCACGAGUACUCCGGAGAAGACGUGCACCAGGUCGAGGAGCAGUCGGUGAGGGUUUACGCGGGUUAAUUUCAAAUGUUCAAAUUGCGGAGAUGAUUGUUGAGAGUGUGAUUGACAACGAUUCUAGUCAGGACGAACCAAACAUUCGAUUAACGUACUUUAGUGAAGUUGGACGUUGCCAAAGGAACUACUCGUAUGUAAGUAGGCGAAUCAUUCGCAUCACGUUUGCAAUUUGUACAAAAAUGAGACAUUCCUGAGAUUUUCGAUUCCACUUUAUUUUGAUAAUUUUUCUAAUUCUCCGUAUUCUUGUCAAUUAUCUGCUAGUCAGAAAAAGUGAAAUCACUCUAAAAAAUUAAAUAUAUUUAACUAUUUUGACAUUAAAAUAAAAAAUAGUUUUAUUUCCUAGUCAAUAAUUAUAUAAAAAUUAUAUAAAUGAAGUCCACAAUUAUUUUUAAGAUUACA